AUGGCGCCUACGGAAUCCUCAAUUCUGGGCAAUUUUCUGCUCUCACCGGCUCCUUUGCCGACGAUCAUGUCGUUACAGCAGUUUACUGAGCUCUUCCCAAAGCGUUUGCGGUCUCAUCCGCACAUCAGGGCGCUCUACCGCGAACUGCAAGAGCUACGGGAAAAUGACAUGGACCUCGUCAACGGUAACAUUGACAAGGAGGUUCGCCAGGGGGAGACCCAAAAAGCAGAGCUCCGGAAGUCCGUCGCUAAAACAGGGGUUGACGGACUCAGCUCUAGCGAUCAGCGUGAGAUGGAUAUGGAUGUCCAAUUGUUCGGACAAACAUCGUCUUCCGACUAUCAUUCACCAUCCAGUCUCCUGGAUGCCAUGGAGAAGGCCAUCUCGGACAUUGACCGUCAAGUUUCUGAGACCGAUGAGGAAGCAACAGCGAUCUUGACUACGCUCAACAACACGGUCGGAGAAAUGAGCGACUUGCGCUACGGCAAGAUGCAAGGCCCCGCCGGCACAAGCGGCGAAGACAUGGUGAAUGAAGCCAUCCGAGGCUUGGGUCAUCUGGAAGAUGCUGAUUCCAAAAUGCCAUCAAUACCCCUCCACCCUCGCGCGUCCAAUCCCUCCGCACGCGUCAACAAUCCCCUCCCCCAGCUUCUGCAAACCCCCUCCGGUCUCGCCCUCCUCGAGCUCCAAGGCACUAUCAAUAUCCCCUCGCAAGAAAACAGCGAAAACAAUGAGUCAUCAGGUUCAUCACCCGACGGUUCCGGCAAUCCCAAUGGUGCCCCCGUGUUUGAAACCCCCAUCGGCAAACUCAUGUUUCCCGAUUACUCCCCGCAGUUUACGGCACCAGACGAUACAAAAUGGAUGAAGAGGGUCUAUCUAUAUGUUGGAAGGUAUCAGCGAAUGACCGGAGAGGUCAAAAAGCUACCACAGCCACUUGCAAUUGUGCAGCGGAGACAGAAGGAAUUGGGUGCGGCCGCCGACGACAAAGAAGAGUUGGAGAUUGUCGAGAUCGUGAAGUACAAGAUCUACUUUAAGAGUAGGCCAGAGCCUGUCAAUGAUAUCUGA
Messenger RNA from Aspergillus neoniger CBS 115656, 1059 nucleotides. RefSeq lists its product as uncharacterized. The transcript is spliced from 2 exons. Lineage: Eukaryota; Fungi; Ascomycota; Eurotiomycetes; Eurotiales; Aspergillaceae. Gene Ontology annotation, cellular component: kinetochore; Ctf18 RFC-like complex; Mis6-Sim4 complex. Gene Ontology annotation, biological process: chromosome segregation; mitotic sister chromatid cohesion. The record is from RefSeq and is a predicted model, not a curated record. Bases 1 to 1059 code for a protein of 352 amino acids.